Messenger RNA from Grammomys surdaster, 869 nucleotides. It is a transcript of the gene Cartpt, whose product is annotated as CART prepropeptide. Gene Ontology annotation, molecular function: neuropeptide hormone activity. The transcript has 3 exons. The record is from RefSeq and is a predicted model, not a curated record. Bases 44 to 433 code for a protein of 129 amino acids. Gene Ontology annotation, biological process: positive regulation of MAPK cascade; cellular response to starvation; adult feeding behavior. NCBI's taxonomy places the organism in Eukaryota, Metazoa, Chordata, Mammalia, Rodentia, Muridae.
AGCGGAAGAGCGCAGUGCCAGAGCAGCGAGGAGGUCCAGAACCAUGGAGAGCUCCCGCUUGCGGCUGCUACCCCUCCUGGGCGCCGCCCUGCUGCUACUGCUACCUUUGCUGGGUGCCGGUGCCCAGGAAGAUGCCGAGCUGCAGCCCCGAGCCUUGGAUAUCUACUCUGCCGUAGACGAUGCGUCCCAUGAGAAGGAGCUGCCAAGGCGGCAACUUCGGGCUCCCGGCGCUGUGUUGCAGAUCGAAGCGCUGCAGGAAGUCCUGAAGAAGCUCAAGAGUAAACGCAUUCCGAUCUACGAGAAGAAGUAUGGCCAAGUCCCCAUGUGUGACGCCGGAGAACAGUGCGCAGUGCGGAAAGGGGCCAGGAUCGGGAAGCUGUGUGACUGUCCCCGAGGAACUUCCUGCAAUUCUUUCCUCUUGAAAUGCUUGUGAAGGGGUGACAGCCUCCACCUUCGAUUCCCACAUUCCCUCUUUCCCCCAAAGGAGCGCUCCUUUAUCCCUGAAGCCUGGCUUUAGAAACAAUAAAGUUUGCGUUCCCCUCAGAGAGUGAAUGGGCUCUUUCCCUGCUGCUUCAAAAUAAAAGAUUUGACGUUACCAUGUGAAGGAUAAUGCCGUGAAUGGUGUUGGUAUGUGUGCAAAAUAUUCUUUUCUUGUUUUAUCCAUCUGACACAUUCUUGUGAACCUUUCUUGGAAGAAGAGGAACUUCGCUUUAAAACUGUAUUUUUGUAUGUGGCAUGUCACCAUGAGGAUUAGAUCCAGUUAAUUUUGGUAGAUGACAUCAUAACCCAGAAAACAAAUUACCCAAAAGCAACACAAAUUGAAGCAUGUACAAAGUACACAUAAUAAAGCGUUUUUAAUAAUUGCUCAC